AUGUUUGCUGCCGGCAUCACGCCCCUUUUUGCGUUGAUAAUGGAGGACCUGAAAGUGAACACUGUCAAAGUCUCUACACUAUCAUCAUAUGCUCUACUAGCCCUUGGACUAUCGAACCUGUUCGCUGUUGUAGCAGCUAAAUACAUCGGGAAACGAUAUGCAAUCCUCACCUCACUCGCCGUAUUUACUGCCGCCAACGCUUGGGCCGCGUACACGACCAGCUUUGAUUCACUCCUGGCGACGAGAUUCGUCGGUGGCCUCGCCGGAGGGUUCAUUGAGGCCCUUGGUCCCGAGAUGGUUGUGGAGACAUUUCAAGAGAAACGCCUUGCUUCGGCCAUGGUCGUCUAUGUAGCGUUCAUGGCGGGCGGGUCCGCUCUUGGACCUGUUCUUGCUGGUCUCAUUGGAACAGGGACCGGCGAGUGGCAAUGGUACUUCAAGUUCAUGGCGAUUUUUUCUGGGACUACGACGCUGCUUUGCAUUUUGAUGCUUCCUGAGACUACCACGGACUCAUUAUCCGCCAGCUAUGGCGACAGGCCUGAGGCGCCGGUCUCCAAGACGGAUGUUGAGAUUGUUGAACAUUCGGAGACUAACUCAAACCCACAACAAGAGGUCAUGCUUUGGGACUUAUGGGUGUCUCGGUCUUUUAAGGUUCGAAGCUCAGACUGGAGCCGAGACCAAAAUGCACUUCAGUAUUUAUACAUGCCUUUCUUGACGCUUUGUCAUCCCGCUGUUCUCGUCACCAUCAUUGUCUUUGGCCUAACGAUCGGGUGGACUGUUGUCUGCUCCAUUGUGUUCUCAAACGUCUUCCAAGAGCCGCCCAUGUUAUGGACAGCAAGAGCUGUCGGCCUUUUCAGCAUUGCUCCACUGAUUGGACUGAUUGCUGGUCUCCCAAUUGGCGGCAUCCUAGCGGACAACCUGUCCGCCCGUUCUGCAAAGCGAAACUCCGGGUUCCAUGUCCCAGAAAGUCGACUACUUCUAGUCACUAUCGGCGGAGUUUUCAGCCCUGCUGGUGCCCUUAUGAUCGGCCUCACCAUGAACUACCACACGCAUUGGAUCGGACCAGCAAUUGGGUGGGCUAUGCUGUCACUUGGCUUGACUGCAUCUGCGAAUAUUCUCCUCACCUACGCAGUCGACUCCGAUCCAUACAGGGCUGCACAUAUAGCGUUACUGGUGAAUGUCGUCAAAAACCUUCUGGCGUUCGGUGUCUCGUUUCGGUCCAUGGACUGGUACUUGCGUGAUGGUCCUCUGAAACAGUUUGGUGCCAUGGCAGGGGGUCUGUGGGCGAGUUAUUUACUCGUGAUACCGUUGUAUUUCUUUGGUGCAAAGAUUCGAGCUCGCUUUUACUCGUGA
This is a messenger RNA of Aspergillus terreus NIH2624, 1350 nucleotides long. RefSeq lists its product as uncharacterized. Gene Ontology annotation, biological process: transmembrane transport. Lineage: Eukaryota; Fungi; Ascomycota; Eurotiomycetes; Eurotiales; Aspergillaceae. Gene Ontology annotation, molecular function: transmembrane transporter activity. Bases 1 to 1350 code for a protein of 449 amino acids. The record is from RefSeq and is a predicted model, not a curated record. The transcript has 2 exons.